Emericellopsis cladophorae is the source of this 960-nucleotide messenger RNA. Its product is annotated as Serine/threonine-protein phosphatase PP2A catalytic subunit. The transcript is spliced from 7 exons. Gene Ontology annotation, biological process: mitotic cell cycle; peptidyl-serine dephosphorylation. Gene Ontology annotation, molecular function: protein serine/threonine phosphatase activity. Lineage: Eukaryota; Fungi; Ascomycota; Sordariomycetes; Hypocreales; Bionectriaceae. The record is from RefSeq and is a predicted model, not a curated record. Bases 1 to 960 code for a protein of 319 amino acids. Gene Ontology annotation, cellular component: cytosol.
AUGGAUACCAACAUGGAGGACGUACCCAGGGCGCCUGCCGACGUGUCGCCCGUGCAGACUGAGCCCGCCUCUAUCCCUACACUAGAUGGGUGGAUCGAGAGCCUCAUGGCUUGCAAGCAGCUGUCAGAGGGCGAUGUUCAAAGGCUUUGUGAAAAGGCGCGAGAAGUCCUUACGGAGGAGUCAAACGUCCAGCCAGUGAAAUGCCCGGUCACCGUGUGCGGUGACAUCCACGGCCAGUUCCACGAUCUUAUGGAGCUCUUCAAGAUUGGUGGACCCAACCCGGACACCAACUACCUAUUCAUGGGUGACUACGUCGACCGUGGAUAUUAUUCCGUCGAGACAGUCACGCUCCUCGUCGCCCUCAAGAUCCGAUACCCCCAGCGCAUCACCAUCCUCCGUGGUAAUCACGAAUCCCGUCAGAUCACUCAAGUUUACGGCUUCUACGACGAGUGUCUCCGGAAAUACGGCAAUGCCAAUGUGUGGAAAUACUUCACCGACCUCUUCGACUACCUGCCGUUGACUGCCCUCAUCGAGAACCAGAUCUUCUGCCUUCACGGCGGCCUGUCGCCGAGCAUCGACACGCUCGACAACAUCCGUGCGCUUGAUCGCAUUCAGGAGGUGCCUCACGAAGGCCCAAUGUGCGACCUUUUGUGGUCUGAUCCCGAUGACAGAUGUGGCUGGGGCAUCUCGCCCCGUGGUGCAGGAUACACAUUCGGCCAAGAUAUAUCAGAGGCGUUCAACCAUAACAAUGGCCUGACGCUCAUUGCGCGUGCGCAUCAGCUGGUCAUGGAAGGUUACAACUGGUCGCAAGAUCGCAACGUGGUGACGAUCUUCUCGGCGCCCAACUACUGCUACCGAUGCGGUAAUCAAGCAGCGAUCAUGGAGAUCGAUGAACACCUCAAGUACACAUUAGCCGGCGAGCCGAUGGUGUCGAGGCGAACACCCGACUAUUUCCUCUAA